Knipowitschia caucasica is the source of this 1104-nucleotide messenger RNA. Lineage: Eukaryota; Metazoa; Chordata; Actinopteri; Gobiiformes; Gobiidae. The record is from the annotation of a GenBank genome assembly.
AUGGAUAAACUCACCCAAUCCGCUGUCCGAGAGGCGUGUUUCCGUGUGAUGACGUACUACAUGUCCUUUUAUGGUCACCCCCUCCCUCCUCCCCCUCCCAUUCGUGUCCUCCCUCGGGAUUCCCCCUCUCUGUCCCGCGCGCUCGGGAGGAGAGACUUUUUUUUUUCCUCCACGGGGACCGCGAAGCCAUCAAGCCACCCGCGCAGGGAGAGGGAUGAGGGGGAGGAAGGACCUGCGCGUUUUUUUCCAGCCCACUUUUCAUUCGUCCGCUGCGAAAGCUCCAAAGCGGCUGUGAUCCCCGGCUCCUCGCGCACCCCUGCACCCGCUCAGAGGAUUGCUUCGCGUCUCGCUGUCCCGGCCGCCGGUGUGAGGAGCGCGUGGGACAUGUUCACCAUCCAGGACGGGCUCACGCGGGGGGCCCUGACCAUGAAGGAAGAGCCGCUGCCCACCGGGAUGACCCCCGUCCGCGGCUGGAUGCAGGGGACCGGGAUCCUGGACGCGAACACGGCUGCGCAGAGCGGUGUGGGUUUGGCGCGUGCUCACUUUGAGAAGCAGCCUCCUUCAAACCUGCGAAAGUCCAACUUCUUCCACUUCGUCCUGGCCUUGUACGACCGGCAGGGGCAGCCUGUGGAGAUUGAGCGUACCUCCUAUGUGGACUUUGUGGAGAAAGACAAGGAGUACAAUGGAGAAAAGACCAACAAUGGAAUCCACUACAGACUGCAGCUUCUCUACAGCAACGGCAUCAGAACAGAACAGGACCUGUACGUGCGGCUAAUCGACUCCAUGACCAAACAGGCAAUCCUGUACGAGGGUCAGGACAAGAACCCAGAGAUGUGCAGAGUCCUGCUCACCCACGAGAUCAUGUGCAGCCGGUGUUGUGAUAAAAAAAGCUGUGGGAAUCGGAAUGAGACGCCGUCAGACCCGGUCAUCAUCGAUCGGCUCAGGGCUACAAGCAUUGUGGAUUUGGGGUGGCCCAGGGGCAUGCUGGGAGAUCCCGUGGCGCAGGUGUGGGGGUGGUGGAGGGGUUUCCUGGCAGUCCCUGCAGGGGCUCAUGUCAUCGCCCCUGGAUCUAAACCCCACGUCCAAUUAAGAGCUCAGCCAUAG